Acanthosepion pharaonis is the source of this 1413-nucleotide messenger RNA. The record is from the annotation of a GenBank genome assembly. NCBI's taxonomy places the organism in Eukaryota, Metazoa, Mollusca, Cephalopoda, Sepiida, Sepiidae.
AUGUAUCAGCCUCCUAUAAUAUCUUAUAAUAGAGAUUACCAAAAUACACUAUCUAUCUAUCUAUCUAUCUAUCUAUCUAUCUAUCUAUCUAUCUAUGAUAGUUCAUCAUCUAUCAUAGGUUGUUCAUAUUUAUCUAUGUAUCAUAGGAUAUUUCUAUCUAUCUAUCUAUCUAUCUAUCUAUCUAUCUAUCUAUCUAUCUAUGCUAGUUCAUUAUCUAUCUAUCAUAGGAUAUUAAUAUCUAUCUAUCUAUCUAUCUAUCUAUCUAUCUAUCUAUCUAUCUCUAAUAUUUAUGUCUAUCUCUCUCUGUCUUUCUCUCUCUCUCUCUCUAUCUAUCUAUCUGUCAUAGACUGUUUAUCUAUCUAUUAUAGACUGUUCAUAUCUAUCUAUCUAUCUAUCUAUCAAUCUAUCUAUCACAGGAUAUUUAUAUCUAUCUAUCUAUCUAUCUAUCUAUCUAUUUAUCUAUCUAUCUAUCUAUCUAUGCUAGUUCAUUAUCUAUCUAUCAUGGGAUAUUUAUAUAUAUUUCUCUGUCUUUUUUAUCUAUCUAUCUAUCUAUCUAUUUAUGCUAGAUAUUUAUGUCUAUCUCUCUCUGUCUUUCUCUAUCUAUCUAUCUAUCUAUCUAUCUAUCUAUCUAUCUAUCUAUCUGUCAUAGACUGUUCAUCUAUCUAUUAUAGACUGUUCAUAUCUAUCUAUCUAUCUAUCUAUCUAUCUAUCUAUCUAUGCUAUUCAAUACAUUCUCUCUCUGUCUUUCUUUAUCUAUCUCUCUAUCAUAGGAUAUUUAUGUCUAUCUCUCUCUGUCUUUAUCUUUCAUUAUCUAUCUAUCUAUCUAUCUAUCUAUCUAUCUAUCUAUCUAUCUAUCAUAGACUGUUCAUCUAUCUAUCUAUUAUAGACUUUCAUUAUCUAUCUAUCAUGGGAUAUUUAUAUAUAUCUCUCUCUCUGUCUUUCUUUAUUUAUCUAUCUAUCUAUCUAUCUAUCUAUCUAUCUAUCUAUCUAUUUAUGCUAGAUAUUUAUGUCUAUCUCUCUCUGUCUUUCUCUAUCUAUCUAUCUAUCUAUCUAUCUAUCUAUCAUAGAUUGUUCAUCUAUCUAUCUAUUAUAGACUGUUCAUGUCUAUCUAUCUAUCUAUCUAUCUAUCUAUCUAUCUAUCUAUCUAUCUAUCUAUCACAGGAUAUUUAUAUUUAUCUAUCUAUCUAUCUAUCUAUCUAUCUAUCUAUCUAUGCUAGUUCAUUAUCUAUCUAUCAUGGGAUAUUUAUAUAUAUAUAUAUAUAUAUCUGUCUUUCUUUUUCUAUCUAUCUAUCCAUCUAUCUAUCUAUCUAUCUAUUUAUGCUAGUUCAAUACAUCUCUCUCUCUGUCUUUCUUUAUCUAUCUCUCUAUCAUAGGAUAUUUAUACCUAUAUAUCUCACUAUCUGGUGUGUUUAA